AUGAGACAUCAAUACCCCACAGCACACACGUCGGGUUCGGACGGACAAACACGAGCACGAACUGAACUUGGUGCUUCCUUGCCGCAGGAGGUAAACACGAAUGAACGUCCGCGUGUUAUAUUUGACGAGUAUCACGCGUUCUCAUUGUCAAUCCUCGCGACGUGUGCUGAAAUCGCUGCCGAUUGGCCCUGGGACUGGAAACGGUGCCGGAUCUUGACAGAAGGAGAGAUUCGAAACCUCAACAGAAAUCUGCUCGGGACGACAGAAGAGUCGACAUCGAAUUCGUUUCGAGCUCUCCUGCCCACAGAACAGCACCGAAUCACUGCUCUCAUCAAAGGGUGCGAAGCUUACGAAAAGGACAGCAGCGCCAUAUGGUGCCUACAAUGCAUCGGGCUCCUCCCAUCUCAAGACAAGCCCAAUGCGUUGGAGAUACACGUGAUCCUGAGACGCUGCGUCAGAAGGCGGAGUCCGUUUCCAAACAUCGAUGACUCGAUAUAUCACUCUCGGGCACAAGGACAUGUCAAAAGUGCUGGAACACGUACACAGCCACUGCAAAAUCGUCAAAAUGCUGCCGACCGGUCUUCUAGCAACGAUCUCGAAAGAGAACUGCCUCUUCUCCGCAGAGGUCGUUAUAGACCAGCCACCUUUGAAGACGAGAGAAAUUCAUCUGACGACGGCAUGGCCAAAGACUACUCUGCAACACGGAACCUGGAGAGGAUAUCGACUCAAGGCCAGGACUCUCAGCCACGCCAUGUCCGUCAUCACCGUGAUCCUACCUCCGAGCAGUCUGACCAUCGUGGCCGCCCAUCCCUCCACCACAUCAGUACAACCCACGUGAAUCGCCGCAAUUCCUCUUCACUAGCAACCUCGCGCCGUCCGCUCCGCCGCGCCGACAGCAGCCCCAUGAGAGGUACGAAGCACGUCCGCUGGGGCCAACCGCGCUAUCACGACUACGAGGAGGUCCUUCUGCCCAGCAUCCCAUCAUCAUCACCAUCACCAUCGCCUUUGACCUCUCGAAGAGAUCCCUCGCGAGGAGCAUCGCUCAGAGCGUCAGAGAACGAGCCGAGGUCGUCUCCAAGACGCAUCGUCACUGCGGAUGAUGACGGAGGAUUCCGUCCGGGUUUCUCUAGCGGGCCAUCACGACCUCGUGUGCACCAACGCUACUCCGCUCCUGCCUCUUCCUUUCCACCCGCGUCAUACGAGGCUCGGAGGCCAAUGGUCGAUGGCCCCGAGGGAGGUUAUCCCGAAUGGUCAUCGCCGACUCGGCGGGUAGGAGGACGUGGGAGACCGAUGAUGUAUCACUUUGAAGAAGGUCGUCCUCGGCGGCGACGAGGCGAAGGUGAAGGGGAGUUGGACGACGAGGAUAGAAUGUACACGUAUGAAGCUUCAGGGGACAGGAUGUAUCAUGACAAGCAUUGA
Dissoconium aciculare CBS 342.82 is the source of this 1419-nucleotide messenger RNA. RefSeq lists its product as uncharacterized. NCBI's taxonomy places the organism in Eukaryota, Fungi, Ascomycota, Dothideomycetes, Mycosphaerellales, Dissoconiaceae. Bases 1 to 1419 code for a protein of 472 amino acids. The transcript has a single exon. The record is from RefSeq and is a predicted model, not a curated record.